AUGGCUGUUCAGAUUAUUAAAUGGCAUUGUGUUCAAUUCAAGUUUGUUUUCCACCCCAAACAGAAAUUGACAUACAAAAGGAUACCUGCAGAAGGUCAGUCUGGAUGUUACAAACCGCCUACAUCAUGCGGCUACGUGUACAUAAACGAGACGGUGUGGACGCCAGGUGGAGGCCUCGUGGGGCCCGACACAGAUUGCACAAAAUGGAGCAACGACCAGGAGCAACUAUGCUACGGGUGCGAUUCUUGCAAAGCUGGGGUAGUAGCUAGCUUGAAGAAGAGCUGGAGAAAAGUGUCAGUUAUUAACAUAGUUAUCUUGAUAAUCCUCGUCACACUCUAUGUGGUUGCUGUUGGGGAUCGAUGCAUGUAUACGCAGCGAAAAACAAAAAUUUAA
Molecule: messenger RNA, 393 nt
Organism: Erythranthe guttata (spotted monkey flower)
Lineage: Eukaryota; Viridiplantae; Streptophyta; Magnoliopsida; Lamiales; Phrymaceae
Source: RefSeq, a predicted model, not a curated record